GCGGGCCCGGAAGUGGGGUGCGCGGGGCUCCGAGGCCGCGGCGCGGUUCCGAGCGGGGCCGCCUGGGGUGUCGCAGUCGCCGGUGGGAGGUCCCCGGGCCCCGGGCAGCCCGUGAGCGGCGGCCAGCGCCUGCCGCCGGCCGGAGCCGCGACGGGCCGCCGGAAGCUCUUCUCCGGGCGGAGCGCGCCGUUCGAGGGCCCGGCCGGGGCCCCCGGCGGCCAUGGCCCCGCCUCCCGGGGCCGCGCCGGCCUCGCUGCGCCUGGCGGCCGCGGCCUGCUGGCAGGCGGUGCGCCGGCGCCGCGUGGAGCACUUCCCGCGCGUGCUGGAGUUCCUGCGCUCGCUGCGCGCCGCCGCGCCCGGCUUGGUCUUCUACCGGCACCACGCGCGCCUGUGUCUGGGGCUGAAGGCCAAGGUGGUGGUGGAGCUGAUCCUGCAGGGCCGACCUUGGGCCCACGUCCUCAGCGCCCUGAAUCACCAUUUCCCGCCGUCCGGACCUAGACUGCGGGACCCUAAAAUUACAAAGCGAGACCUGAGAAAGAUCUCGGAGGCUGAAGAAACGUUUUGCCAGCAGGUGAAACAGCUGUCAGAGAACUCCGAGGAUUUGGCCUCCAGCCUGCAGGAACUUGAACAAGAGUAUGGAGAACCUUUUCUUGCUGCCAUGGAAAAGCUGUUUUUCGAAUACCUGUGUCAGCUAGAAAAAGCACUGCCCACACUGCAGGCAGAGCAGCUCCAAGAUGUGCUGAAUUGGCUUCAGCCUGGGAUUUCUGUGACCUCUUCUCUUACCCUGAGGCAGUAUGGCGUGGACAUGGAGUGGCCUCUUCCAGCCUCGUUUUCUUUUUCAGAAAACUCUGACUCAGUGAAACUGACAGAAUCUGUGAAACAGACUCCUCCUUCACAGCCCAAACCUGCUCUCUACAGUCCUCUGCCAAAAGCUAAGCCUACUUCCCAAGGACCAGCCUCAAAGAAGAACCUAGAACUUUUAUCAGGCCACCACUUCAAUCUGGCCCCUCUAGGCCAGCGAAGAAACCGCUCCCAAUGGACAUCUGCAAAGGGAGGGCACAAGGAGCUCCCCGUGGCCAUGUUGUUCCCCUUUAGGAAUGGGGGCUCAUCAACCCAGGUCACAGCAAGGUCUGAAAGCCGGGAAGAACAAGGGAUACACACAGCAAACACAGCAGAUGCUGGGGGCACAGGAGCAGCCUCUGCUGGGAAGUCUAAGAGCCCAUCUCAGAGCCUAGCGAAGAAGGCUUUGGAGAACUCAGCGGACUUAUCUGCUGCAGAGCAAAAGGCGAAAUCCUUGGAUGACUCCAUGGCUCCCCUGAGACUAUCAUUAUCACCCCCUAGGGCCCAGAAACAAGUGUUUUCUCCAUCUCUGUGCAGCUCAGUCAUUACCAUAGGGGAUUUGGUUUUGGACUCUGAUGAGGAAGAAAAUAGCUAAAGGGAAGCAAAGGAGUCUCUGGGAAGAUAUCAGAAGACAGUUUGACACCUUGAUCCCUACAUUCUGUGAAUACCUCCCCACUGUGGCCCCUCAACUGCAUAGACAGCACUAGCCACCCUUGAUAGCAUUCCUGCCCUCUGUACCUACCUGCCUGCCUCUGCGGUUCUGUAGUGGACCGAAAUGGAAGCUGAGGCUUGAGCUGCCUGGCUUUAUGGCUCAAAACUGUUAUAACACUGUCUUGAUGUAAAGAAGGGAAACUGAGGCUCCUACAGGUCAGCAGAACUGGCCCCUCUAGAGCUGGAAGAGUCCCUCUGCCUUUCUACUUCAUUUGGAAAGUGUUAUUUAUUUCUGUCCAGGAGGAUUACUGGGCUUGAGAACGUGGUAAUUACCCUUGCACUAUUCUGAAAAGACCUUAUGCCAGAAUAUGCUAUGUAAAUUGUCUCACUUCCAGGUUACUUAGGAUGGUGGCCCUAGAAUGGACUAAUUGAUGUGAAUAAUGAAUGCUCAUGUAUCUACCUGCUGCUUCAGUGUUAACCCUUCCUGUGCCACCCCAAAACAGCACCCCGAUGCCAGCAUUGUGCAGAAAGCCUUAGCAUCUCUC
Perognathus longimembris pacificus (Pacific pocket mouse) is the source of this 2036-nucleotide messenger RNA. RefSeq names its product TERF1 interacting nuclear factor 2 (gene Tinf2). Gene Ontology annotation, cellular component: shelterin complex. Gene Ontology annotation, molecular function: telomeric repeat DNA binding. The coding region runs from base 221 to 1435 and encodes 404 amino acids. The record is from RefSeq and is a predicted model, not a curated record. Gene Ontology annotation, biological process: regulation of telomere maintenance via telomere lengthening; telomere capping. Lineage: Eukaryota; Metazoa; Chordata; Mammalia; Rodentia; Heteromyidae. The transcript is spliced from 9 exons.